Episyrphus balteatus (marmalade hoverfly) is the source of this 1382-nucleotide messenger RNA. RefSeq lists its product as uncharacterized. NCBI's taxonomy places the organism in Eukaryota, Metazoa, Arthropoda, Insecta, Diptera, Syrphidae. The transcript is spliced from 2 exons. Bases 294 to 1313 code for a protein of 339 amino acids. The record is from RefSeq and is a predicted model, not a curated record.
CGCACUUUAAUUACAUAUUGCCAUGGUGUGUGUGAAUUUCAUUUCUCAUUUCUCUUUCAAUUUGUCAACCAUCAUAUGUAAAUUCGAAAAGAGAAUCCUUACAUAGCUCACAAAAACAAAACUGAUAAAGCAGAAAAAAGAGCGUUUAUUUUCAUUGCAAUAUUUUAACCUCCGUAUGAGAGUAAGUAGAUUAGAGUCCAAGUCGGUGUGCGUUCUCAGUUUAGUGAGAAAAAAAAGUUAAUAAAUUCUCAUUUUAUCAAAACAAAACAAAUACUUUCGAAAAAUCAAAUAAAAUGGCAACAAUAAUCGAUUUGAGUUCAGACGAUGAAACACAAGACAACAAAAACAAAGAGACAAUAAAUGCUGUUUCCACCGCCACUUCUGCCACUAAAACUAAUACAACAAAAUCUCCAUACCAGAGUUGCCAAAUGUCAUACAUAGAAACCAAAAGAAGAAAAAUUGACGAUUUUAUUGAUCAUGUCGUCCUAAUUUGGUUAGGUCGUGUAAGAUUAGGUUUCAAAAAUCUUGAAAUGCCUCAUAAUAUUUUAAAGUCAAAAGCUAAAGAAGCAGCAUCAAUUUUAAACACAUCUGAUAUAUUUCAUGAAGCUGAAUGGCUAAUGCGAUUUCAGAAAAGAGUCAAAAAAAUGCAAAAUGAUGGAAAAAAAAUCCCCAUAGGAAAAAGUAAAGUCUUUAGAAUUAAAGAUAUCAUAAAAGAGGAAAGACCAAAAUUCUUUGGCAAUAUUGCCACAAAAGAAACUACCCCGUUGGAUGAAAAUGUGUCUGUGGAUUUGACAGAAAAUAAAGAAACUGAAAAUAUAGAACAAAUUCAACUGUCCAAAAUGUUGGAAGAGCAGAAAAAGCAUUUGGAAUUGAUCAAAGAAGCACAAAGACAGCAAAUCGAAAAAGUAAAAGAAGCACAAAAGCAGUUGGCUGAUAAUUUGAAGAGGCAACAAGAAGCUGAGGCAAAAAAACUGCAGACAUUGAAAAGAGUUGCAAAAGCUGUUUCAGCUACCAAACCUUCAGACCAAGAGCAGGUUAUUCUGAGAUCAGUAGAUGUAAGUGAAGCUAUAUCACCAUCUUCACUUUCUCUAGCACCUUUACCUGCACAAACAUCUGUUCCUGUUCCAAAAUCUCUAACAGCACAAGAAGUUAUAAAUAUUGAUGAUGAUGAUGUUCUGGAUGAUCCUAUUCACUCUUACAAAGAGGCUCUGGACUGUUUGUCGCUUGUUGAAGAUUACUUUUUAUCUGUGAGAAACCUCCACGCUGUUACGAUGAUAAGUCAAAUAGAACACUGUUUAAAAAAUAAAUCUUAAGUCGUAGCUGUUUUGUUAACUCAAUAAAUAAGAUUUUUAAUAAAUAAAUGUAAUAUUUUUUUAAUUUUA